Messenger RNA from Trichomonas vaginalis G3, 1452 nucleotides. RefSeq lists its product as uncharacterized. The coding region runs from base 1 to 1452 and encodes 483 amino acids. NCBI's taxonomy places the organism in Eukaryota, Parabasalia, Trichomonadida, Trichomonadidae. The transcript has a single exon. The record is from RefSeq and is a predicted model, not a curated record.
AUGAAUGUUUAUAAAACUGACUCUAUCAUAGAUAACGAACCAAAAGAUAUAAAUGUUCUAGAAGAGCAUGAUAUAGAACAAUGGAAGAGUAUUAUUGAUCAGAUUUGCGAAUUAAAACAGAAUGAUGGAUUAACAGACGAGGAAAGGGCAGAUAUUAAUUUACAAAAGCAAGCAGAUAAUAUAAGGUUUGGCAAGAUUGUUCCUCUUAUUGAAACAAUAAUUGUUUGGUUUGAUGCAAAAGAACCUGAUCUAAACGUUUUAAUAGACUCGCCAUUGUUCACAGUCAUGAAAGAGUGCAUAAUGCAAGAAAGAAGUAAGGAUCUUACAAAAGUAUCUCUAGAAUUCAUGUCUAAAGUUAUUGACCGACAUCCUGAACUUGUUCCACAGCUGACACUAUCAAAUUUCUUCUAUACGAUCACUGUUCUAUUGACUUUCAGAGAGCACAAGAAAGAUGAGUACAGUAAAUACUUUAUUAAGCAAGGUCUCUUUCUUUUACACACAGGCUGCGCAAAAAGCCAUGAAUUUUGUUUACAGGCUCUAUCUUUCAAUCUUUUAUCGACUAUUUACGAUAUUAUUUGCUGGGUCCUCACAGAUUCAAUGCAAAUCGGAAUUACAUCUUAUGAAAUUGAAGUUCUCAAGGAAGCUUUCGAAUUCUUUGUCAAUGUGGAAUACUGGAUACAAGGAACUCCUAUGACGCCCCUUUCUUUUCCUCGAGAUCAAAAAAUAGAUUUAGCUGAGACAUUCUGGUUAUCUACGGAUUAUCCGCAGCUUGCAGGAUUUGGUUUGCGUGCCAUUUAUCGUUUAACUGCACUUUCACAAGAAUAUUUCGAGAUAUUUAAUUCCCAAAAAAUAUAUCUUGAAAUAUGGAACAAAUUUACACAGAAAUUAUUUAUAGAUGAGAUGUCUUAUAUAUCAUUCUUCAAGCUAAUGCAAGUAAUGCUUCAAAAUGACUGCAUGUUUCCAACUGUCAAUGAAUUUAUAAAUCCUGAUCCAAUCUGGCAGUGCAUUUUGGAGAGAUUUGGCUUUUCUGGAUCGGAAAAGUCAUGUUUGAUCGAAGCUUUUCAAGUUCUUCAGUUACUUUACAAUUUAGACUCGACUCCGCCACCAAAUUUGAAAGAUUGUAUUGGAUCAUGCCAAGCACUUAUGGAAAAUGCUGAUUUUUCUAUGAUUACUGAAAUAAUUUCGGUUGAAUUAAUUAUUUUCUCUAGAAGAACAGCUUCUGAAAUUCUUCCAUACACAGAUCAUAUUUACGAAAUAAUAACUAACAUGGAUUCAGCCUAUCCUAAAGGAAUUUCUGAAGCUUUAGUAGUAAUUGAAAAAUUAUCUCCAUCUCUUUCAAAGAAUGAGAAGUUUGCGGAAGUUGCAAAAGAAUUUCUUGAUGAUGUAGCUGAUCUUGAUGCAUUCUGUGAUAAGGCAACAACAAUUUUAGAAGAAUAUUAUUCGGAAGAAUAA